Molecule: messenger RNA, 6063 nt
Organism: Carassius auratus (goldfish)
Lineage: Eukaryota; Metazoa; Chordata; Actinopteri; Cypriniformes; Cyprinidae
Product: mucin-2-like
Exons: 13
Coding region: 171-5231 (1686 amino acids)
Source: RefSeq, a predicted model, not a curated record
CAGAGCCACCUGUAGCGGAUCUCUAUCCUCCAAAGGAAAUUAACCUCCGAAAGCCACCGAGUUAACGGACACAAAGCUCUUGACAAGGAACACAUCUUCUGUUUUCAUUAUUUUUUCAUCUUUUUUUAUUUUUAUUAUUAUUUGUAUAAACGACACCUACGCAGAGAACUAUGUUACUGUCGCAUCAACUAUUCCUAUUGAUAUUAAUCUCGACUUCAGCAGUAACAAGCAUUCCAUCUGAGAAUACAACUACAUCAUUUGCAAACAAUGCCACAACCCCACUGCUGUCAACGCAUGAUGCUAGUAAUGUCCCAUCUCCACCUUCAUCUACUCAAGGCAACGUGACAAGCUUAUCUACAGUUGUACCAGAAAAUGCUACCAGUUCAUCAGCGAUUACACCAGGAAAUGCCACAGCUUUACCUGCGCCUGUAACAACAGCAGCACCCAGCACGACAAGUCCACUUGUGCCUACACCAGAGAAUGCUACGAACCAUCCUGUAACUUCCACAGACAAUGCCACAACUGGUUCUUUACCGGAGGCAGGCAACAGCACAACCCCACUCCAAACUACAAUAAGCAAUGACACUACUCCUCCCAUUAGCACACCAGGCAACAGCACAACUUCACCAAUUAUAACACCAAUCAAUGUCACAAAUACAACGCAGAAUACACCAGGUAAUGCUACAACAGCAAACCUUGCCACAGCUCCACCCUUAACCACAUAUAUUUCAAAUCAAAAUACACCAGGAAAUAAUGCAACAGUGAAUGCUACCAUACCACCCCUGACUACACCAGUAAAUGCAACUGCACCACCUCCAACUACAACAGGGAAUAAUGCAAUAGUAAACACUACCACACCAACCACAACUACACAAGAAAAUAAUGCAACAGUAAACACUACUACACCACCCAUAACUACACCAAUGAAUCCAACUAGACCACCUCUAACUACACCCAGGAACAAUGCAACAGUAAACGCUACCACACCACCCAUAACUACAGAAGAAAAUAAUGUAACAGUAAACACUACUACACCACCCAUGACUACACCAGGAAAUAAUGCAACAGUAAACAUUACCACACCAUCCAUAACUGCACCAGUAAAUGCUACUACACCAUCUAUAACUACACCAGGGAACAAUGCAACAGUAAGCUUUACCAUUGCACCAAUAACUACACCUGGGAAUAAUGCAACAGUAAACGUUACCACACCACAUAUGACUACACCAGUAAAUGCUACUAUAUCACCUUUAACUACACCAUGGAAUAAUGCUACAGUAAAUGGUACCACACCACCCAUGACUACACCAAUAAAUGCUACUAUACCACCUUUAACUACACCAGGUAAUAAUGCAACAGUAAAUGACACCACACCACCCAUAACUACACCUGAGAAUAAUGCAACAGUAAACGUUACCACAACACCCAUGACUACGCCAGUAAAUGCUACUAUACAACCUUUUACUACACCAGAGAAUAAUGCAACAGUAAAUGCUACCACACAACCCAUGACAUCACCAGUAAAUGCUACUGGACCACCUUUAACUACACAAGGGAAUAAUGCAACAGUAAAUGGUACCACACCACCCAUUACUACACCAGAGAAUAAUGUAACAGUAAGCAAUAACACUCCACCAAUAACUACACCUGGGAAUAAUGCAACAGUAAAUGUUACCACACCACCCAUGACUACACCAGUAAAUGCUAGUAUUCUACCUUUAACUACACCAGGGAAUAAUGCAACAGUAAAUGGUACCACACCACCCAUAACUACACCAGAGAAUAAUGCAACAGUAAACGUUACCACAACACCCAUGACUACGCCAGUAAAUACUACUAUACAACCUUUUACUACACCAGACAAUAAUGCAACAGUAAAUGCUACCACACAACCCAUGACAUCACCAGUAAAUGCUACUGCACCACCUUUAACUACACAAGGGAAUAAUGCAACAGUAAAUGGCACCACACCACCCAUUACUACACCAGUGAAUAAUGCAACAGUGAGCAAUACCACUCCACCAAUAACUACACCUGGGAAUAAUGCAACAGUAAAUGUUACCACACCACUCAUGACAACACCAGUAAAUGCUAGUAUUCCACCUUUAACUACACCAGGGAAUAAUGCAACAGUAAAUGGUACCACACCACCCAUAACUACACUCGAGAAUAAUUCAACAGUAAACGUUACCACAACACCCAUGACAUCACCAGUAAAUGCUACUGCACCACCUUUAACUACACAAGGGAAUAAUGCAACAGUAAAUGGCACCACACCACCCAUUACUACACCAGAGAAUAAUGUAACAGUAAGCAAUACCACUCCACCAAUAACUACACCUGGGAAUAAUGCAACAGUAAAUGUUACCACACCACCCAUGACUACACCAGUAAAUGCUACUAUACCACCUUUAAUUACACCAGAGAAUAAUGUAACAGUAAGCAAUAACACUCCACCAAUAACUACACCUGGGGAUAAUGCAACAGUAAAUGUAACCACACCACCCAUGACUACACCAGUAAAUGCUAGUAUACCACCUUUAACUACACAAGGGAAUAAUGCAACAGUAAAUGGUACCACGCCACCCAUAACUACACCAGAGAAUAAUGCAACAGUAAACGUUACCACAACACCCAUGACUACCCCACUAAAUGCUAUUACACCAGAGAAUAAUGCAACAGUAAAUGUUACUACACCACCCAUGACUACACCAGUAAAUGCUACUAUACCACCUUCAAUUACACCAGGUAAUAGCUCAACAGUAAAUGGUACUACACCACCCAUAACUACACUAGAGAAUAAUGCAACAGUAAACGUUACCACAACACCCAUGACUACACCAGUAAAUGCUACUAAACCACCUUUAACUACAUUAGAGAAUAAUGCAACAGUAAACGCUACCACACCACCCAUGACUACAACAGGAAAUGAUGCAACAGUAAAUGCUACCACACAACCCAUGACCUCACCUGUUAAUGCGACUGCACCACAUUUAACUACACAAGGGAAUAAUUCAACAGUAAAUGGUACCACACCACCCAUUACUACACCAGAGAAUAAUGCAACAGUAAGCAAUACCACUCCACCAAUAACUACACCUGGCAAUAAUGCAACAGUAAAUGUUACUACCCCACCCAUGACUACAUCAGAGAAUAAUACAACAGUAAAUGCUACUACACCACCCAUGACUACACCAGAGAAUAAUACAACAGUAAAUGCUACUAAACCACCCAUGACUACACCAGGGACCAAUGCAACAGUAAAUGCUACCACACCACCCAUGACCACACGAGUAAAUGCUACUGCGCCACCUUUAACUACACCAGGAAACAAUGCAACAGUAAACGCAACCAUACCACCUAUAACUACACCAGGGAACAAUGCAACAGUAAAUGCUACCACACCACCCAUGACCACACAAGUAAAUGCUACUGCGCCACCUUUAACUACACCAGGAAACAAUGCAACAGUAAACGCAACCAUACCACCUAUGACUACACCAGGGAACAAUGCAACAGUAAAUGGUACCACACCACCCAUUCCUACAACAGUAAAUGCUACAACACCACCUUCAUCUACACCAGGAAACAAUGCAACAGUAAACACAACCAUACCACCUAUGACCACACCUGUAAAUGUUACUACACCACUUCUAACUACAUCAGUUAAUAGCACAACAGUUAAUGCUACCACACCACCCAUGACUACACCAGGGAAUAAUGCAACAACAACAGUAAAUGCCACUACACCACCCAUCACUACUCCAGUAAAGUCUACCUUGCUACCCCUAACUACAUCAGGGAACAAUGCAACAGUGAAUGCCACCACACCACCCAUGUCUACAACAGCAAAUGCUAGUACACCACCCAUCACUACUCCAGUAAAUGCUACUACACCACCCCCUACUACACCAGGGAACAAUGCAACUGUAAAUGUUUCCACACCAUCCAUCACUACUCCAGUAAAUGCUACUUCACAACCUCAAACUACACCAGGGAACAAUGCAACAGUAAUUGCUACCACACCAUCCAUAACUACACCAGGAAACACUACAACAGAGAAUGCUACCCGACCACCUCAGUCUACACCAGGAAAUGCUACUACACCCAUAACCAACUCAACAACUGGACCCACUGUCUCUACCACUAACCCAACUAACACUACAACCACACCAGCUACCUGUCCUGCGGUGCCCUGCCCACCGCUGAGUGUCUGUGUGAACUCCACCUGUCAGUGCGUGACAGGAUCUAUUCCUUUAAAUAACGCCUGUGUUGAAACUAAAACCUUCACUAGUUCACUUCGAGUGAACCGCACUUUUGUAGAUGCUAUGAAUGAUCCCAAAUCACCUGAAUUCCAGGAAACUGCUAAAGAGAUAAUUGCUGCGGUAAAUGAAGCUCUGCAUAACCAGCCAAACUACAUUAACAGCAUAGUAAUUAAACUGAUGUCUGGCAGUAUAGUGGCCUCAGUAAACAGUUUUUUUGAGCCCAAUUCUCCAGUCACACAGGAAUCGGUUAUAUCUGCCAUGAAUACUGCUAUAAGUGAUUGUAAAGUGACCAACUGUGGCAUUCUUGCUAAUGCUGAAUACGCUGCUACCGACCUGUGUGCGCAAGUUCCUCCUCCUUGUGAUACUAACACUACAACGUGUGAGGCCAAAGAUGGGACCCCUGUUUGUUCCUGUAAACCUGGCCAUGUAUCUAGCCAAUACCAGACCAGAAGCUGUAGAGUUUGCCCUAGUGGCUACAAAGCGCAAGAGAACGAGUGCGUUAGAUGUCCAUUUGGCUAUUCUGGAUUCAACUGUGAUGACUCCUCUUUGUUGGCUCUAGUGGUGGUGGCGUGUGUGUUAGGAGGAAUUCUACUCAUUGUGAUUUUGGCAGUUCUAAUCUACAUCUGUGUGACUCGUGGCAAGAAGUCGUCAAACAGCAAUUAUUACAGCACUCCGUACCCUGCCGAGGAGUUCCAGGCCACGUGGCCCUCUCAGAACGUCACCCAUAUUCCUCGUGUCACUCUGACAUCUAAUUCCAGCACUGAUGCCACUGGCAACAGUCUAGAGAUGGCUGAAGGGCCAAGCAGGAAAGGCCACAGUAAUGGAUUGAAGAUUGGAGGAAAGUCGGGCUCGUAUGACCUCAGAACAGAUGGCAUGAGGACCUUUAAGGACAUAAACCCCACACGGUACUCUUAUCUGACGGGUCAAGAAAACCCCUACUUCAUACAAGGAGACGAGAAGAGAUGAGGAAAACAACAGAGAAAGCCAGUGAGAAGAGGACCAGAAAAGAGUGCAAUAAAGACAUGAUUUUAAAAAGGCCUUGGAUCAAACUGUUUCAGGAACGUUAACAAUGUCAAAACCAAACUGCUGAUCACAGACUCCAGGUAUAUACAUAAACGGCAUUUGAAAGAUACUGUUUUUCUGCACAUUUCAUAUUCAGUGUUUUGUUAUAUGACAGAGAUCAUGAGAAUGUUACGGUGGUUUUCAAUUCAAAAUACAUUUUACAUUAUUAUUAAGUACAUAAUAUCAAACUAUAUUUUGGCACAUUUGAUUAAAAUGUCUUAUCUGUGGAAGCAAUAAGGGCAGAUUUUACAGUGUAGUCCAGUAAUUCUGAUGCAUCUAAUCUAUAUUCUGACAGUUACUGCACUUUGUAGGAGAGAGCAUGUCAUGUCAUGUUGGUGUGUUUUAAGUUAUAUAUAUCAGAAAGCUUCUGAUACUUUCAGCUCUUAAGUUUUGGGGGCAAUCCAUCUUUCCCAAAGAAUGUAUUUAUUUUAUGCCAGGACAAUGCAUGCCACCAGAAAUUGAUCUCUGUGCCUGACUGCAAUGUUGUCUUUUGAAUAGGAGAAUUAUGCAAUAAUGAGGAGUUCUCAACCAUGUCUCCUCUGUAGUCGUGCCAAUACUUAUAUUUAUUUAAAUCAGAACAUGAUGUGGUUUACUUAGCUGUCUGUUUGCUUCAUAUAUAUACUUAUUUAUGUGUAACUGGGAUAUGUAUCAUACAUAAAGCUUUUGUAAAAAAAGAAAAAAGCUCAUUGGAAAAAGUGAUUCAACCUGUUCUUUAUAUUGAAAGGAAAUAAAUGAA